Molecule: messenger RNA, 982 nt
Organism: Amphimedon queenslandica
Lineage: Eukaryota; Metazoa; Porifera; Demospongiae; Haplosclerida; Niphatidae
Product: zinc finger MYM-type protein 1-like
Exons: 1
Source: RefSeq, a predicted model, not a curated record
AUGGCUAAUUGGAGUGCACUUACUGUACAACCUCACACUUCAGUUGCUUCAUUGCUAGAUCAUAACAGAAGUGAAUUAAUUAGUAACAACCGUCACUACAUUAAAGUUGUCGUUAAAGUUGUCCUCUUUUGUGCUUUGCAGGAGAUCUCUCUACGUGGUCACAGAGAAGGUGAAUCCGCUUCAAACAAAGGUAAUUUUCUUGAGCUAAUGGAGUUGCUUUCUAGCAAUGAUAAGACUCUUAAAGCACAGUUGCGUGCCCUUCCUAGAAAUGUAACAUAUACUUCACACACAAUACAGAAUGAGGUUCUUCACACAUUAGCUACAAAAGUGCGUUCCACUAUUUGCUUCCAAGUCAACGAAGCUCGAUAUUUUAGUAUUUUAGCAGAUGAGACAAGAGAUGUAAGCAAGCAAGAGCAAAUGUCUUUUGUUAUUAGAUAUGUUUCUGUGUCUGAUCAUUCCAUUCAGGAGCGCUUUCUCACAUUUGUUCAUGCCACUGGAUUAGACGCUCCAUCUUUGACACAAUACAUCAAAGACACACUGGCAUUAUAUAAUCUCAAUCCCUUGUGCAUUGUCAGUCAAGGUUAUGAUGGUACCAGUGUCAUGUCUGGGAAGUGUAGAAGAGUACAGACUAGAGUUAGAGAAUUUGCACCUCAUGCUGUGUAUAUAAACUGUCAUGGUCACAUUUCAAAUCUAGUUCUUGUUGAUUCAAUUAAAUCAAUCAACCGAGCGGCUAUGUCUUUUGCCUUGCUUCAGGUACUUUAUGUCUUUAUAUCUUCUUCAAAAGUCCACGAAGUUUUUCUAGCAAAGCAAAAGCAGCUACAUCCAAGUAAGCAACCAAUGGAAUUGCAGAAGCUUUCAGACACUCAUUGGGUUGCUCGUUAUGCCUCAGUGAAUGCUGUCUGUAAAACCUUUGAUUCAAUUCUUUCUGUCAUAGAAGAAUUUAAUGAUGGUUCAGAUUUUGAGAAAUCCAUCGAAGCUAGGG